AUGCUCACCAGAGCACACUCCGAAGUGCUUAUUCAGGAGUUCUGUCCGGCAAUGAGAGAGGAGCUGGCGGGCCUGCGUUCGGACCUGACCACCCUUGACACACGUGUAGAGGCCUCAGUGGCACAGAUCUGCCAACAGAGGCACAGAGCAACAGAAAUAGCGGCAACACACCAAGGCAACAUGUUGCUUACCCUCAGAAGACAGGUUGAGGACCUGGAGAACCGCAGCAGGCACCAAAACAUCAGGGUACGCGGCCUGCCGGAGCAUGAUACCACACCAGUGGUCACCACCCUGGAAGCACUGUUCCAGCAAAUACUUGGCCCAACAGCUCCUGCAGAGAUGAAAUUUGACUGGGCACAUGGACCCAAUUCGCCAAGAUGGCAGUCCCAGAGAUGUACUAUGCUGCCUCCAUGA
Molecule: messenger RNA, 414 nt
Organism: Pelobates cultripes (western spadefoot toad)
Lineage: Eukaryota; Metazoa; Chordata; Amphibia; Anura; Pelobatidae
Source: the annotation of a GenBank genome assembly